UUAUAAAGUAGUCUACUGAGUUUAAUUCAGUGUCAGAUUAGAGAAUAGAGUUUUGGAGAAAAGUCAACGCAUACAUAUAGUUAGUAGCUCUUCAGGUUUUGGCGACACAUCUUGGGUUGGCAUACAUCCCCUGUAUGCACAACGUUUAGGAGUUGCUUUGAAAGUGAGUUGCGACUGCAGGUGACAUCCAGUCACCACGGACGGCGCCUCAUAAACAGACCGAUUGGAUGCCAGGCGCUCUUCCUUGAGAACGGUAGAGAGAUUCCUGUUGACGGGUACCACUCGUGCUCAGCAUCCCAAACUGAGUUUACUUGGCAACUUCCAGCUAGUGAACGAUCAUUCUCACAAGCAACGGGUUGAAUUGGUGAAAUAAAUAGCAGAAACUAUGCCCAGCAAAAGCGAAGAUAAUCGGCCAAGACUCUGCCUGCUGGAGAAAGGAGACAAUGGUUAUGGGUUCCAUCUCCAUGGUGAGAAGGGUAAGACCGGGCAGUUCAUACGGCUUGUGGAGCCCGACAGUCCGUCUGAAACUUCUGGGAUUCGCGCGGGGGACCGACUAGUGUUCGUGAACGGGGAGAACGUGGAGAGCGAGAGCCAUCAACAGGUUGUGUCCCGGAUAAGAGCCACGGUGGGCCAGCUCGAGCUCAUUGUUGUCGACCAGGACACUGAGCAACUGUUGAAAAAACACAAGAUGAAGUGUCUCAAAGAAUAUGUCACGGAGCGCAUUCCUUUACCCAGCGACGACGAGUCAGAAAGCGAAGACGUUAAGGAGAACGGGACACCAUGCGGGACACCGAGAGAAUCCACACCCAUCCCGGAAAAUAACGGAGAGCUCCAUGGCCACGUAGAGCUCCAUAGCCAUGUUGAGAAAAAGCUGAGCAUCAACUCUGAGAAGGACGUGCAGAGUGAGCUCAGGCCGCGUCUGUGUGUGAUCAAGAAGGGGCCUCAUGGCUACGGCUUCAACCUGCACAGUGAGAAGGCCAGACCAGGCCAGUACAUCAGAGCAGUGGAUGAGGACUCACCUGCACAGAGGUCAGGCCUGCUGGCCAAGGACAUGAUAGUACAGGUGAAUGGUAUGACAGUGGAGGGGAAGCAGCACUCGGAGGUGGUGGCAGCCAUCAAGUCUGGUGGUGAGGAGACCUCUCUACUGGUUGUGGACACAGACACAGAUGCCUUCUUCAGGAGGUGCAGAGUCACUCCCACCCCAGAACACGUCACAGGAUCUUUGCCUGAGCCUGUUGUCAACGGAGACAUGGAAAAGACGGUGAAUGGAAAUGGAAAACUGUCCAAAGAGGUGGAGCAGGACUCUAAGCUGUCAAUCAGCCCGUCUCCAAGCAACACCUCCUCCAACGCCUCACUCACAACACCGUCCACAGAGUUGUCUGAGCCAGUGAUCAUGGGCGCCAUCCCGGGUCUGAACCUGUCCCUGCAGCAGGUCAAGGAGCGUGCUCACCAGAAACGCUCCAACAAGAGGGCCCCGCCCAUGGACUGGAGCAAGAAAAAUGAACUGUUCAGCAACCUGUAGAUAGAGCACCUCACCCUGCACACAGCCACAUACAGUAGAUACUCACAGAGAGGUCAGUGAAGGAGAGAGAGACGGAGAGAGAGGGGUUGUUCUAAGCCCCAUGUUUUCUAUGACUCAUUAAAACCAGCAGUUUAACUAUUGGUGAGGGAGAAUACAGGUAUAUGUAUGUAAAAUAUAUACACAGAUAUUUGUAUUAUAUUCCAGAUGCUAUAAAUGAUGUGCUACCAAUAUCUAGACGAAUAUGCCAAUGUUGGAAAGGAAACAGCUACAUCAGAUCAGAAUCUUUGUAUUGUGAUUUGAAAA
This is a messenger RNA of Salvelinus sp. IW2-2015, 1825 nucleotides long. RefSeq names its product NHERF family PDZ scaffold protein 1b (gene nherf1b). Gene Ontology annotation, biological process: protein localization to plasma membrane. Gene Ontology annotation, cellular component: apical plasma membrane. Lineage: Eukaryota; Metazoa; Chordata; Actinopteri; Salmoniformes; Salmonidae. The record is from RefSeq and is a predicted model, not a curated record. Gene Ontology annotation, molecular function: signaling receptor binding; protein-membrane adaptor activity.